Mesorhabditis spiculigera is the source of this 393-nucleotide messenger RNA. The record is from the annotation of a GenBank genome assembly. Lineage: Eukaryota; Metazoa; Nematoda; Chromadorea; Rhabditida; Rhabditidae.
AUGGCCUACACGAUCCCCAACAAACCCAAGGGCCCACGUCCAAGUCUCGAUGAUUUUGAGAAACGGGCCAGCACCGGCAGCCUCUUUAUGAGAGGCAAGCCAACCAUUGUCCCGAUCCAUCCGGAAACCGGAAACCGAGUCGAAGUCAAUAAGAAGAGUGAUGCUCAGCGUGACAAGGAGCAGAAAGUUAUCUCGGAAUUGGGACCUACUUCACAACCUGGCAGCCGUAGACCAUCAAUCUACGCUCAACUCGAUGAACUGACUUCAGCUGAAAAUUCCACUGCCACCCCGCUUUAUCGUACAUUCACCGUGCCCAGAGCGUCAUUGGUGGCACAGACUUCGGUUGAACUACCAUCCAUCACCAUCCAGGUUAACACGCAAACCGAAGAGAAC